GUGUUGUCCAUUUCACAGGAGGCGUUUGCGGCCUCGCUGGCACGGUCAUCCUCGGCCCGCGGAAGGGACGCUUCGAGAAUCCCGAGGAGUUCGAGUACCACAACAUCCCACUGAUCGUGCUCGGCACCUUCGCGCUUUGGUUCGGCUGGUAUGGCUUCAACCCAGGCUCCACUCUCUCGAUGCACGACAAGGAGAUGGGUGCCCUUGCGGCACAAGUGGCCAUGAACACCACUCUCUCUGCAGCCACCUGUGGGAUCUCUGUGUUCCUGCUGAAGUUCGUGCUCACACUCAAGUAUGACGUCGGCGCGCUCUGUAACGGCAUUCUUUCGGGCUUGGUGUCCAUCACUGCGGGGUGCGGAAACAUGGAGUGCGGCAGCGCUGUUCUCACCGGCUUCAUUGGUGCUUUCUUCUACCAGGCGGCAUCAAGUCUCCUUGUGAGAUUGAAGAUCGAUGACCCCGUGGAUGCCAGCGCAGUGCACGGAGCCUGUGGCGUUUGGGGGCUUCUUGCCGCUGCUCUCUUCGAUUGGGGCAAGGGCUUUGACCACUACCACGGCUGGAGCGGUUUCGGCUGCAUGACGGGUGACGAUGGUGCGUGCAGCAAGGGCAUUGGAGGCUCCGCCGUCGCAGCACAGCUUGUGAUGAUCGUGGCCAUCAUCGUUUGGGCUUAG
Molecule: messenger RNA, 668 nt
Organism: Symbiodinium necroappetens
Lineage: Eukaryota; Dinophyceae; Suessiales; Symbiodiniaceae
Source: the annotation of a GenBank genome assembly